AUGGCUAUAUGGAUAACCUUGGCUCGUUUGCCUCCCAUUUUCUUAUUUAGUCUAGGCUUUAUCUCCCAUAAUAACGUCUCCGUCUUAGUCUUAAUAUUCUCGUUAAUGUUUCUUAGUGUUAGCCUUCUAUCCAAAGUUCAUCCAAGUUAUCGGCCUUAUCGUGGUGUACUAAGCUAUGUUCGUGGCGACCGCCCCGGCUACCUAAACCUAGAGUUGGCCUAUGAGUUCCGCCAUCUACUCCUUAAGCUGUUGGAUCUUACUGGCCUAUACGGCCAGUACUGUGGCCUGGUUACUUAUGGGACUAGAAGCGGAGCUUCUAGUCGCGGCCCUAGAGCCUACUGA
This is a messenger RNA of Paraphaeosphaeria sporulosa, 342 nucleotides long. RefSeq lists its product as uncharacterized. The transcript has 4 exons. Lineage: Eukaryota; Fungi; Ascomycota; Dothideomycetes; Pleosporales; Didymosphaeriaceae. Bases 1 to 342 code for a protein of 113 amino acids. The record is from RefSeq and is a predicted model, not a curated record.